Molecule: messenger RNA, 744 nt
Organism: Aspergillus thermomutatus
Lineage: Eukaryota; Fungi; Ascomycota; Eurotiomycetes; Eurotiales; Aspergillaceae
Product: autophagy-related protein 101
Exons: 2
Coding region: 1-744 (247 amino acids)
Biological process (GO): autophagosome assembly; autophagy
Cellular component (GO): phagophore assembly site
Source: RefSeq, a predicted model, not a curated record
AUGGAGCCCCGCAGGACCCCUCCAGAGUACUUCCUGGAGAUCUUCGCAGACACAACCACCGUGAGGGAUGUAUUAAAAGUUGUAUUGUCGCCAUUUUUCUUGAAACCACUCCUGCCCAUCGCUCUGCUGACAUCACUCCGUCCCAAACCAGGCGUCCUCAACCUCAUCUUCUUCCACCGUUACUUCCCAUCAAUUCGACCGACAACCUUCGACGUCCUUGACUUCACCCUCCCCGCCAUCGAUGACGUCGAGCUCGAGACCCUGAUCGAAUCCCGCAUCAGCGCCCUGGUCCGCCAACACACAUCCGCUACCAGCACCCAUGAAGGCGGCGGGGGCGUACGAGGUCGCAUCGCGGUCGAGUUCUACGAGAAGAAGCGCAAACGCUCUGGGGCGUGGUUCAGCGGGCUGGCGGGCAAGGGAGAAGAAGAGGUAUGCUGGGAGGUGUGGAAUCUAGACGUGACGAUCGCCACGCCCCGGACGGAAUCAGGUAUCUACUUACAAAACCGACGUGAACUGCGACAGGUAGAGAAAGUAUGGGCUGAUUAUUCCCGUCCAGAACGAGCCAAAGUCCGCAAGGCGAUGGAGAACAUGCUCCAAAAAGCCGCGCUGAAGAUCCUCGCCGUCGUCAACCGGGAUAAAGAUCACAUUCCGCCCAUCACCACCAGCGACUCUAAUCCCUUCCCCUAUCGAAUCGUACUGAACCCCCGCUCGGACGGCUGGCAGAACCGGUUCGGCUUGUACUAA